This is a messenger RNA of Vigna angularis (adzuki bean), 3623 nucleotides long. Its product is annotated as LEAF RUST 10 DISEASE-RESISTANCE LOCUS RECEPTOR-LIKE PROTEIN KINASE-like 1.2. The transcript is spliced from 4 exons. The coding region runs from base 437 to 1801 and encodes 454 amino acids. NCBI's taxonomy places the organism in Eukaryota, Viridiplantae, Streptophyta, Magnoliopsida, Fabales, Fabaceae. The record is from RefSeq and is a predicted model, not a curated record. Gene Ontology annotation, biological process: protein phosphorylation. Gene Ontology annotation, molecular function: protein kinase activity; ATP binding.
AAUUCCUUUUGAUAUUCUCUCCUUCAAACAUUUCCCUGACUUUUUCUUUCCACUCUGCCAAUGGCUUCCGACAGUGUUCACCUCCAUCUUAUCACUAUACUUCAUCACUCAAUCAUCUUCCUCCUACUCUUUAAACUACCUUCAUCUUUAAGCUCCAACGAUACUCACAGCAAUUGCGCUAACGUGAUAAAUUGCGGCAAAAUAAACAUCGGUUUUCCAUUCUGGGGAGGGAACCGCCCAAGAGAGUGUGGCCACCCUCUGAUGGAACUCAUCUGCGAAAAUGAGACCAGCUACAUAACCAUUAAGGAUGUCAAGUACCAGGUUUUGGAAGCCAACCCAGAUAACCAUACUUUGAAAAUCACCAGACAAGAUUACUGGAUAGACUUAUGCCAGCCAAAUCAAGUCAACACCAGCCUUAACACUCAGCUCUACGUUUAUGACUCACCCUAUAACAAUCUUUCCCUUUCCUAUGGUUGCACUCCUUCAAACUCUUUGCCUCUCACCAAUAUUCCUUGUGAUGGAACUUCUGGGGAAACCGUUUAUUCUCAGUUUGGGUCACUUUCUCCCCGUGUCUUGCAAAACAAGUGUGGUUGUUCCGGUUCCUCUUUCAUUGCAGGAGAUUAAUAGUUUCAUCAAAGUAUACGAGGCAAUCAAAGAAGGGUUUGUGGUGAGAUGGAUAAUAGGUGUUGAAGAAUGUGACAAGUUUGACAGAUCAGGUGGAGAAUGCGGUUUUGAAGGGUCUUCGCUGCAAACAUGUUACUGCAGAGAUGGAGCUUAUCCUAAUUUCUCACAAGAUAGCGAAUCAUCUUCAGGUAAACGCAACAAUGUAGGUGUAGCAAUAGGCGCUACUGUAGGAGGAGUUGCAGCCCUUGUUGUCAUUCUUGGAUGUGUGUACUUUAUUAUACAAAGAAGAAGAAAAAUUUAUCAAAAAUCAAGGAAUAUGGAGCUCUUCAUAGCUCCAACUUCAAGCGGAGACACUUUUGCAUCAACUACUAUCACGUCUCAAAGUCUAUCUUACCAAUCUUCCAAUCCAGUAACCAGGAGUUACUACUUUGGUGUCCAGGUCUUUUCCUAUGAGGAAUUGGAGGAAGCUACCAAAAACUUUGAUGCUUCUAGAGAACUUGGUAAGGGAGGUUUUGGCACUGUUUACAAAGGUGAACUCAAAGAUGGACGUACAGUUGCAGUGAAACGCCAUAAUGAAAGCAACUCUAGGCUUAUUAUGCAGUUCAUGAAUGAGGUUCAGAUUCUAGCCCGCUUAAGGCACAAGAACCUUGUGACACUCUUUGGAUGCACCUCUAAACGUAGCAGAGAACUUCUCCUUGUCUAUGAAUUCAUACCUAAUGGAACAGUGGCUUAUCAUCUUCGAGGAAGAGGCUCAAAAUCAACUUUACUCCCUUGGCCUAUAAGAUUGAACAUUGCUGUUGAAACAGCUGAGGCUCUAGCCUACCUACAUGCAAAUGAUGUCAUACACCGCGAUGUUAAAACCAACAACAUUCUCUUGGAUGAUCAAUUUUGCGUCAAGGUUGCUGAUUUUGGUCUCUUAAGGGAUUUCCCAACUUGUGUCACUCAUGUGUCAACAGGUCCACAGGGAACACCUGGUUAUGUUGACCCUGAGUAUUACCAGUGCUACCAACUCACUGAUAAAAGUGAUGUUUACAGCUUUGGAGUGGUUUUGGUUGAGCUUAUAUCAUCAUUGCGAGCUGUGGACUUCAACAGGAAUGGCAGUGAUGUGAACUUGUCAUACAUGGUGUUUCGACUGGAUCGAUGGGAACCCUGUAAAAACACACGAACUUACUGUUGAAGACGGACGGGCGGACGACGAAGAUGCACGGACGGAGCGGACGUCCUGCUGAAUCCCACGAACCGAAGGAAGCGGCACUGGCGGGCGGCACAAAGAUGGACGAGCGCUACUCCUCGCUCCAAACCGGGCGGACGUCCUCCAAUCCAGACGCUCGCUCUCUGUUCCUUGCCGGGCGGACGUCCUCCUGCUCCAGACGCUCGCUCUCUGCUCCAAGUUGGGCGGGCGUCCUCCCUCUCCUAGCGCUGCUCCACACUCCCAGUUGGGGAGGGGCCGGGUACUUGCUAAAGGCACUCCGACGCUCAAGUCAGUAAUAUGACAGAGCGAUUGUGAUGCGUGUAUGCAUCGUUAUUCAAGUUGGUGCAGAGUUCAUACCUGAGACCUUUAUUUAUAGUGAGUUGUAAUGGGCUUUUACCUUUUGGGGGCCUGGAAACGGUCCAAUAAUACCUUAAUCCUCAUUAAGGACUUUAAUGUGUCAUUAGCGUAUAACCGUGUAAUCAACAAAGUGAGGUGGCGGUUGGGCGGGCGUCCGGUUCAUGAAUGAUAGGAAACCCGUACCUGAUUCUUGGGCGGACGUCCCAACUUGGGCGAACGCCUGAUUCUGGAAUGGCUGGACGUUCGGUCCAUAUUAUUGGGCGGACGUCCCAACCUUGGGCGGACGGUGGACGUGCCAACCUUGGACGGACGUCCGGUUCCUGAGGACGCUCGGUCCAGACUGUUUGGCGGACGUCCGGAUUAUUGGACGGACACGCCAACCUUGGGCGGACGUCCACUUCUUAAAUGGUUGGCCGCUCUUUCGGUCCUGAUUCCUGGGCGGACGUCCUUGGACGGACGUCCGGUUCCUAAGAACGCUCGGUCCAGACUAUUUGGCGGACGUCCGGAUUAUUGGGCGGACGUCCUCUUCUUGAAUGGUUGAACGCCUGUCUUAUGCCGGGAGGACCUAUCGGUACAUAAGCCCCCGAAGCCCGAGCAUAAUUUUAUUGUGCGAAGGGGUUGUCCGUGCCUGGAUGGGCGUCAUUUUGGAAAACCGCUGGAUCCAUGAAAACUCGGACAACUGUUUAUUUGGACGUUCGGUCUUUGGUGCUUGACACGGGUGGCCGCUCGUCAUCUUGAACGGACAUGCCAUCUUGGGUGGACGUCCAAAUGGCUGGACGUUCGUCAUGAUUGCCAUCUUAGGGCGGACGUCCAAAUGGCUGGACGCUCGGCCUGAUUGCCGUCUUUGGGCGGACGUCUAAAUGGCGGGACGCUCGUCCUGAUUUCCAUCUUUGGGCGGACGUCCUAUCUUGGAGGACGUCACUGAAUGGUUGGGCGCUUGGCCUAUGCCGGGCGGACCUAGUACACAUGGCUUUAAGAAAAAUUCAAAACCAGGAACUGCAUGAAUUGGUUGAUCCUUAUCUUGGGUUUGAGAAGGAUCAUGCUAUGAGGAUAAUGACAACAGCAGUGGCAACAUUGGCCUUUAGGUGUUUGCAACAAGAGAGAGAUUUGAGACCAUGUAUGGAUGAGGUGGUGGAGAUCUUAAGAGGAAUCAAGAGUGAUGAGCUUGGUGCACGGGAAGAGACAGAAAUAUUGGAUAUUAGGACUGAUGAAGCUAUACUUUUGAAGAAGGCUCAUUCUUCUGUAUCUAAUUCCUCAUAGUUUCUAUAAGUUUUAAUUUUUCUCUUGGUAAAGAUCUAGUUAGAUAAUAGCUUGUGUACUGUGUGAAAUGUCAGCGAGCUAGUUUAGAAGUCAUAGCCAUGUAUAUUAUAAGGAUGAUGAGAAGGUGAAUUCACUGCUAAUUCAAAAAAUGUUAUAUGCAUAGGGGUCAGAGAAAUAACAUAUAUAUAUA